GUUCAACUCAAUUAUUUCCACAUCAUGUAAACCUUUUAACAUCACUAGUCAUGGCAGGGAACACCAAACGCCGUAGCGAAUCUGUCGUUAUUCGAAGCCUGAGGCGCUUAAAAGAGAGUUAUUGGCCUUCUGGUGUGAGAGAGGUGGUUGUGGAUCACGGAGAGCAAGAACCCGUUUUUUUGGAUUGUUUACCGGUGGAUGUGCAGUUCCGCAUCAUGACCUUGUUGUCAUCUGUGGACAUCUGUCGCCUGGGAGCAACCAGCCGGUACUGGAGGGCCUUGGUCCGAGAUCCGCUGCUGUGGAGGUUCUUUCUCCUCAGGGACACGCCUCACUGGUCCUCCAUCGAUCACUUAUCGAUGCCACAAUUGGAGGCACCGGAAGCCCUGGUCAUGGCUGACGAUGCAGAAGAGGGCGAUUACGAGAGGACGGAAUCAAAAGUUGACUACAUGGCAGAGUAUCUGAAAGGAUGCCCGUCAUGCAGAAAGAGAUGGCUUCCUUCGUGGCCACCGUAUCGAGUGUUGACGGCGUUCCUGCAGUCUCUGGUGCCCUCAGCUGAGCCACGCUAUACUAUGUUCGGGCCCGGCAUGGAACAGUUGGAUGUCUCUAUAGUCACCAGGCUCAUGCACGCCUCUGAUGUUCUACCGGUGUCAGUCAUCCCAAACAGUCAGGUCAAUGGACCUUCAGUGAUCGGGUCUGGCAUCAGUUAUAUGUUCAACAACCAACACAAAUUCAACAUCUUUACUCUUUACUCGACUAACAAGGCAGAGAGGGACCGUGCAAAAGAAAAGAACCAGUACAUGAGUGGUAAACUCUUCAGUCUCGUAGGAAGCGAUGACUCGGGGCACCCAGUCUACACGCCGGCCCCUCAGGUGCAGCAGGUGUGCCAGGUCGUGGAAGGGGUCAUCUAUGUAGCCAACGCCGAACCGGGGAGAGGUGAAGGAGAGUCUGAGGGUUCUCAGAUUAGGGCCGUGCUGAGCUCCAAAUCCAGACCACUACUGGUGCUCUCGUGCGUCUCCAGAGAGGAAAGUAAAGCAGUCAGAACCACCAGCAUGGGAACCAGGCAUCGAACCCCCUGUGUUGAGAUGGCAAAGAGACUCAGCCUGCCCCAGUUGCCUAAUCCCUGGAUGGUGCAGGAUACAGUUGCAGAAUCCCUGUCGGGUCUUCUGGAUGGAAUUUCCUGGUUGCUGAGAUCAUCAGGUGUCAAAGUGUAUGGUAGCUAGCGUAACCCACUCGUGGGUAGGCGAUACUUUAGGUUCAGAAGGAAUUGAGUGGAGUGUUAUAAACACAAGAACAAAGUUUUUUUUUGUUUUUUUUUAACUCCGUUUAGCUGAUUAGUUACAACAAUAAUAAAGUGGCAUUUACUGAAAUAAACCUUUCGAAAUAAAAUAAAUUGUCCACACAUUUUGUUCAAAGUCUAAUGUGAGCCUAAAUCAGAAGGUCUGAUUCAUCAAACUCUGUUCAGUCAGAGUGGACUCUAGUUUUGGAUUAGUUGAGGUGUACCAGUCACAGGGGCUGACGUAGUCCUACCGCACUUAAGAAGGUAACGGUUGAUUAAGUGAACUGAAACCAUUGGACUUCUUCUGUGUGGGUCUAUAUGUAACAAAAACAAAACUUUACCUGCAUUUAGAAUACAGGCUUAGUCAUCAUUUUUAUUUUGGUACUGAAGUGACACUCCAGGUAUACCUCUAUGUUUUUUCCGUGCUAAAUUGUGCAACAUUAUUAGAACACAUCAAAAUAGUACUGAGUGUAAUUACUCAGCAUUAUGACAAUUAUCUGCCCUUCUCUAAAUCAAUUUCAAAUUUAAAUAUUACAUAUCAAAACUAUUUUGUUCCAAUACAGAAUACUCAAUAUAUCAGCAAAUUACAAAUAUCAAAUGGUUGUCUCAUUCCGAAAGUCAAUUUUGAUGGGGAAACUUAACUAAAUCAUUUUGAUUUAACUAGUGUUAAAAAGUUCAAUCCCUGAAAUAUGAGUAUACUUAUGGUGUCUUAGUUUGCAAAAUGAAGCGUUCAAGUCAUUGUAAUUGAGGAAAGGGCAUUUAUCACUUCGGUUCUAUACAACAUGACUUUUUUUUUUUUUUUUUUUCUUUAUCUGCGGGGAAAAUAAAAUCCAUAAUAAAUGUUGCACACGCCAUACAUUGUUUAGCCUGCGCUGUUUGUGUCCUGAUGCUUCAUAAGUGAGCCGCCUCGGUGUUUAGAGUUCACAAUCAUUUUGCCAGUCCUGACAAGAUAAUGUGCCUCCCUGACACUCUUUUGUUCUAGUUACCUAGGUGACCGCAAAUCUCUUAAAAUUAGCAACCUGCUUAUCAAAAUGUUCCAUAGCCUCCAUAAUCAUUUUCAUAGACAUGCGGGUUUGGUAACAGUGUGCUGAUUGACGCAAUUUAGGGGCAUUAAGGCCGACUGACUUGUGUUUUGUUUUUCCCCUGAUGAAUUUUAAAGGGAUGUAAUGGUGGAGUCGCUUGUGUGCAUGCAUGCAGUAGGACGACCAAAUAAACCUGUGGUGAAGCUAUAAUAGAACCUCUAGUGAUGGCAAAGAGGAAAGUGUAUGGCGAUAAUGGAACUUACUGCAACACAGGAAAGGGUCUGACUGACCAGUACAAGAUUAGCAAGAACAUUAAUUCAUAAUUGACAUUGUUAUCAAACAAAUGCUAAGGUACGGUAAAUAGGAUUCAGCUAGAAGCAUAAAUGGCUAAUGACUUGCAUGAAAAUAAUUAGGGAAUUUUUCUCUUGAAGUGUCUUGUCGGGCAUCUUCAGAAGGUGAGUAGUUUUACUCUAGUUUUAUUGUCUGGUGGUUAACCUCUCUUUAAACUUGUGUAGCAGGUCAUGUUGAAUGUUACUUAAAGGAUGUUCCCAGGUAUUUUUAUUACAUGUGAUGUGAAAUGCUUUCAUCAAAAUACAACGCAGAUCAAGAAUUAUAGGAUAUUGGACACUGUAUUUGUGGUCUCGCUGAAAUUAGCCCAUUUUUAGGGGCUGGCCUUGUCUAAUGGAAGUAAGCACCUGUAUACCCUGCUCCAUUAACUGCUGGCCCAAUAGUGAGUACAGAUUUUCUGAGCUUCUUUUCUGAGUGUUGCGACAAAAGCAGACCCCAGACUGAGCAAAGACAAAUUAAUUUUCAAGAGUCAAAGCAGCGGUAUGUGUAUGUGGCGCAUGGACACAUCACCAGCCACUUAAAAAAAAUAAUAAUAAUGAUGCAGCUUUGCUUACCUUUUAGGCUUUGACAUGAGAACAGCCUUGUCUGUUCUCUGUGGAUGUGGAUAUUUCUGCAUGAUAGUACCUCUAAUAUUUCAGAUAGUGUAGUCUGCUUGAAAGUGGUCCUGAAUCUUCAACCAGCGUAGUAGAUCAUGCAUUAGGUGGAGAACUUUGGAGGUUCAACUGUACUUGCUCGUGUGAAACCAAGGGUUACCAGUACGUACAUUGCCGGGAGUGUGUUUGAAUGUGGAGGCUUGCAGCAUGUCGGAUGGAUGAACAAACAACAGACCUGUCAUGGGUGUGUGUUAUGGUUGUUGUCUUCCCCCUGUCUCGUACACACCCGCUCCUGAGAGCAUCUUCCCCUCCUGUGCCUCGUUUACCCUAAUUACCCCAUGCAUUUAACCUCCUGUCUCAUUCUUUCUGGUCGCCAGUUUGUUGUACCUUGUUGUCACGUUCCAGCAUUCCUUUUUUCCACGUCACCGACUCAUUGUAAGCCUAGACUCUGUUCUGAUAAUUGACCUUGCCUUUUUGCCUCAUGUUUUUUUGAUACUGUUCCCUUUGCGGAUUGCCUGCCUGUGUACCGACCUCUGCCAGUUUAUUAAACCUCUCUUUUUGAAAGUG
Messenger RNA from Phycodurus eques (leafy seadragon), 3806 nucleotides. RefSeq names its product F-box protein 4 (gene fbxo4). Gene Ontology annotation, cellular component: SCF ubiquitin ligase complex. Gene Ontology annotation, molecular function: protein binding. The record is from RefSeq and is a predicted model, not a curated record. Gene Ontology annotation, biological process: protein polyubiquitination; SCF-dependent proteasomal ubiquitin-dependent protein catabolic process. The coding region runs from base 51 to 1220 and encodes 389 amino acids. The transcript has 7 exons. NCBI's taxonomy places the organism in Eukaryota, Metazoa, Chordata, Actinopteri, Syngnathiformes, Syngnathidae.